Hermetia illucens (black soldier fly) is the source of this 980-nucleotide messenger RNA. RefSeq names its product proteasome subunit beta type-4 (gene Prosbeta7). The record is from RefSeq and is a predicted model, not a curated record. The transcript has 3 exons. Bases 131 to 916 code for a protein of 261 amino acids. Lineage: Eukaryota; Metazoa; Arthropoda; Insecta; Diptera; Stratiomyidae. Gene Ontology annotation, cellular component: proteasome core complex.
AAUAUUUCGUUGGGUGUCAAACUGACAGCAAAGUGUUGUGGGGACGACUUGCAAAAUUUGAUCCCAUUGUCAAAGAAGUAGAUUCAGUUUUUCGCUUUCAAAUAAUUCCAAUUUGAUAGAAUUCUAAGUAAUGUUGCCCUUUAACAAUGGAUUCGCUUCGCCUCUUUGGCAUAAUGGUCCAAUCCCAGGAGGAUUGUACAACUUCCCAGGACACAAUGGACCCGCUAGUCAGCCGAAAAAGGAUUACGGCGUUCAACGAGCAUCGCAACCAAUAACAACUGGAACCUCCGUAGUGGGACUAAAAUUCGAUGGUGGUGUCGUCAUAGCUGCUGAUAAUUUGGUUUCAUAUGGCUCAAUGGCGCGAUUCCAGGAUGUGCAGCGUGUUUUCAAUAUAAAUAACAAGACCGUUGUCGGCGCUGGUGGUGACUUUGCAGAUUUCCAGUGCAUCAAGCGCUACAUCGACCAAAAGAUCAUCGACGAUAUGUGUUACGCCGACGAAUAUGAAAUGAAACCUAAAUCGCUAUAUAACUGGCUGACACGCAUUCUCUACACAAAAAGAAGUAAAUUCGAGCCAUUGUGGGUUGACAUUGUGGUGGGUGGAGUGGAAGACGGCGUCCCAUUCUUGGGACAUGUUGAUCUGCGAGGACGGUCAUAUCAAGACGAUGUAAUAGCGACUGGAUUCGGAAAGCAUUUGGCGUUGCCAUUGUUAAGAGAAAGGACCGAAACAGGAAAACCCAUUGGCAGGGAUGAGGCGAUAGCUUUGGUGAAGAAAUGCAUGGAGGUGCUCUUCUAUCGGGACUGCCGUGCCUCGCCGAACUUCACGAUUUCAGUAUGCACAAAAGAAAAGGCGGAAAUAUUAGGACCAUUCAAGGUUUCUCAAAAUUGGGAAUUGGCGAAAUCGGUCGAGGGUUAUUGAGAUCGAAAAUAUUCUAUUUUUUGUAUUUGAUUAACGAAAUAAAUGCUUAUAAGUAUGGAGAGUA